AGAUUGAGCAGCGGCUGUCAGUGGGCCCACGUGAUGCUGAUGAGCAAAUGGGCGGCAGUGUAAGAUCUGUUGCGCAUCUGAGGUGGUUUGUGCUGUCCGGAGUUCCGUAGCUAGACCCAGAGGAGAGGAAGGAAAGAGGAAGCGGGGCAGGCUGGGAGCAUGGAGCCGCUGUCUGUAUGCGCCUGACUGGAGCGCGCCCGCCCAACUCACCAACAUGGCUACGUCCUCGGAAGAAGUGCUGCUGAUAGUGAAGAAAGUGCGUCAGAAGAAGCAAGAUGGGGCCCUCUACCUAAUGGCGGAAAGGAUCGCCUGGGCCCCCGAGGGCAAGGACCGCUUCACAGUGAGCCACCUGUAUGGAGACAUCAAGUGUCAGAAGAUCAGCCCCGAUGGCAAAGCGAAGGUCCAGCUCCAGCUUGUCCUCCAUGCGGGAGAGUCCACUAACUUCCAUUUCUCCAAUGACAGCACAGCAAUAAAAGAGAGGGACGCCGUGAAAGAGCUGCUGCAGCAGCUUCUGCCCAAGUUCAAGAGGAAGGCCAACAAGGAGCUGGAAGAGAAGAACAGGAUGCUGAAGGAGGAUCCCCUAUUGUUCCAACUCUACAAGGACCUUGUUGUCAGUCAGGUGAUCAGCGCCGAGGAGUUCUGGGCCAAUCGCCUGAGUCUGACCUCGCUGGAGAGCGCAGUGUCUAACAACAAGCAAGACGUGGGGAUCUCGGCUGCCUUCCUGGCGGAUGUUCGUCCCCAAACUGACGGCUGCAAUGGUCUGAGAUACAACCUGACUCCAGAUAUCAUUGAGUCCAUCUUCCGCACAUAUCCUGCAGUAAAGCUCAAGUAUGAUGAGAAUGUUCCCCACAACAUGACGGAGAAGGAGUUCUGGACCCGCUUUUUCCAGUCUCACUACUUCCACAGAGACCGACUUAACACGGGAUCAAAAGACUUGUUUGCGGAAUGCGCCAAGCUGGAUGAGAAAGGUCUGAAAUCCUUGGUGUCUCAAGGGGUGAGAAAUCCAAUGUUAGACUUAUUGUCGCUGGAAGACAAGUGUCUGGAUGAGGGAUACGGUAUUUCCUCGGUGCCGUCCACCUCAAACGCAAAAUCCGUGAAAGAGAACAGCAACGCCGCCAUCAUCAAACGAUUCAACCAUCACAGCGCCAUGGUGCUGGCAGCAGGACUCCGGAAAGAAGAAGCACAAAAUGACCAGAACAGCGAGACGAGUAGCGCAGACGGUAACUCCCGGGACUCCGAUUUCUUUCAGCCCCCUAUAAAGAAGGUGAAGCUGCAGGAAGCCAUAGAUUAUGAAGAUUUGGGGGAAGGUAACGGUAUAAAACCAAUAGCGCUAACUCUCAAGAAAUCCGAUAGGUAUUAUCAUGGUCCAACCCCAGUCCAGUCCCAGCAAUACACAACAAGCCAGGAUAUUAUUAACUCUCUUAAUAGUAUUAAACAACAAAUGGAAAACUAUGUACCAAGACUAACUCAGGUUCUUUCAAGUGGUGCUGCUAGUAUUACAGUCUCUGCGUUGUCCCCCGGGGGAGCGUUGAUGCAGGGGGGAGGCCAGCAAUCCAUAAACCAGAUGGUGCCAAACGACAUCCAGUCUGAGCUGAAACACUUGUACGUGGCUGUGGGUGAAUUGCUUCGCCACUUCUGGUCCUGCUUCCCCGUCAAUACCCCCUUCUUAGAGGAAAAGGUUAUUAAAAUGAGGAAUAACUUAGAAAGGUUCCAAGUUACCAAACUGUGUCCAUUCCAAGAGAAAGUGAAAAAGCAAUACCUGAGCACAAACCUCACAAGUCACUUAGAAGAAAUGCUACAGACGGCCUACAACAAAUUCCAGAUGUGGCAGUCUCGGCGUAUGUUGAAGAAGACGUGAGGCGUCCCCUCCGGCAGUACAGAUGCAUACCUUGCAGUCCGCCAAGGGCAAACCGAUCUAGAUCUUGGCAGAAGUGCGCAGAGCGCAAUGUGCGCUCUGGCGAGAAGCAUCACACGGUCCUUGGCGUUGAUAUCGAGCAGCAGGCACAUCUCUACAACCAAGAAGAAUCUCGUCGGAACCGAUAAAUAUAUAUAUGUAUAAUCCAACAGCGGGAGAGAAUUGCAUGAGAUACCGCCUCCUUUGAUCACUCAGGAACUGCGCCAAUUCUUCCCCUUUCUGGUUACGAAGCUGCUUGGGGAACUUCUGCAAGAACGUACCCAGAUCAAAAAACACAUACACUAUUUCCGUCUUUUUUUUUUUCUUUUUUUUUUUCUUUUUUUUUUAUAUUCCAUUAAAACGCUAUGUGGCGCUGGGUGUAGAAUACGUUUCUCGCUCUUACCUGAAUUUUAGUUAUGGAGUUUGUACCAGUUUAAAGCUUUUAAUAAAAUUAGGGUUUUUUUUUUUUUGUUUUGUUUUUUAAAUAACUUGAAUCAUUUAAAAGACUGAAGAAAACUUUUUCUUUUCUUGUUCCUUUCUCUGAUCUAUAUCUCCCAAAGAGAAGUGGAUUAUUUGCGCUGCUGAGUUGCCGAUUCCUCCCAACAAACACUACAGACUGCCUAACCUCCAGAAUCCAGGGUGCUGUAUGCAGAAAUAUUUGUACAGUGUCUUUCCUUAGUCAGGAUGUUGGGAGGAGGGGGGGUGGGGAUUUACAGACUAGGUUAAAAGUGUUUUCUCGCCAUUUUCACGGGAAAUGAGGUUCUCCGCUCUCCUCAAUACUGUUGCGGUGAAACAGCGACUUGAUAAUCAUUGAUGGACGUGAAAAAUGCAGCAGUGUGAAGUUUAGCGGCUGAGCCUGUGUCAUGAAAUGUUUCAGCUGUGGAUUGGCUCCUACAGUACAUGAAAACCGUGACUGGUAUUACAGAAGAAGCGAUCAGAUGUUUUAUACAUGCAAACCCGUUAUAUAUUGUGUUGUUCUCUAUGGCAACCUAAAUUAUCUAUGCAGCUAUGAUUACGGGGUAGGAGUUUGAGCGUUUUCAGAUAAUCUCUGUCGCGUAGUGAUGCAGCCCCUCACCUUCCUCCCCGGCUCUUGCUGCGCCGCCUUUCACAGUUGUACAAUGAGCUGGGCGCGUACAAAAAAACCCGCAAAUGAGCGUUGUGAUAAAUUGUCACUGGACGAUUUCUAGCCGGGAUCUGUCACUUGAAGAGUUGCAAUGGGUUCGUUGUUAUGCAGCCGACUUUAAACAGAUCUCGCUUUGUUUUUUUGUUUUUUUAUAUGUAAAAUAAAAAUGUAAUUCAUAA
This is a messenger RNA of Pseudophryne corroboree (corroboree frog), 3196 nucleotides long. It is a transcript of the gene GTF2H1, whose product is annotated as general transcription factor IIH subunit 1. The coding region runs from base 215 to 1858 and encodes 547 amino acids. The transcript has 15 exons. The record is from RefSeq and is a predicted model, not a curated record. Gene Ontology annotation, biological process: nucleotide-excision repair; transcription by RNA polymerase I; transcription by RNA polymerase II. Gene Ontology annotation, cellular component: transcription factor TFIIH core complex; transcription factor TFIIH holo complex. Lineage: Eukaryota; Metazoa; Chordata; Amphibia; Anura; Myobatrachidae.